UCCGUAUAAAAAGGGGUUUGUCGACUCGUAUCGAUGCAUUACACUCUAAUUGCUUAAAGAACAUUACCAUCCAGCAACAAUAUGAAGUCCCACAUUGUUUUGGCUUUGACUUUGAUGGCUUUAGGGUCCUUGGCUGAGAAAUCAAAAGGACGAAAAUCCUUCCUAAUACCCUCGAAUUCGAAGCUCAGGCAAAUAGAUAUCGAACAUUUGCUGCAAAACCAGAAUGGCUACGACCAAUAUGACGACUUUGAAGAUUCAUUUGGUGGAAAUAUUGAAUCGGAACCCAUGGCUGCAGCACCACUAGCUAAAGGCCUUAAACCUGAUUCAUCCAGUGGUAGAUUGUUCUUCAAGAAAUUCUUCCUCAUGGGAAAGCAAAAUCCAACACCACAAUUCAUAAUCAUCACCCAGAACCCUGGACUUCCAACGACUCCGCCUUUGACUGAUACUGAUCCAACUUCGGUUUCUUUGAAUUUCACCGGUACCGGUACAGUUAUAACAGAACCCGUCGACGAAAGAGAUUUCUCGGACGAUUAUAGUAAUGGUGAGGAUGAUUUCUACGAGGAUGACAUCGAAGAUGAAAAUACCAGCGCUAUAAAGAAGCAAUACACCAAUUACAAGCUGGUCAAGGGCAAGGCCGCUAAUAACAACAACAACAACCAAAACCAUCAGCAAGGCCUUCGAAUUGUGGUUCCAUCAAAAUAUUUGCGCAAUUUCCAAAACAAACGGAACUCGAUUGCCAUGAAUCCUUCCACCACAUACAAUGGCGGCAGCGGCGGUGGGGCUAAAGUCAAAAAGUAUCUUUUGAGCAACAAUGGCAAUGGAAAUGUCAAGAGGAAACGAACCAACAGGAAACCAGUGCGUCGAUUUAUUGUUAAACAAAAUUAAGUCUUUUGGAUUGUAUCGAUAAAAGCAAUUAAGGGGACAGUAUGUAGUUGAAGGACUUCAUAGUUUGUUCCUUUAUGGGAGAUAAAUACAAAAAGAAAUGUUUACGAAUUAA
This is a messenger RNA of Eupeodes corollae, 997 nucleotides long. RefSeq lists its product as uncharacterized. The record is from RefSeq and is a predicted model, not a curated record. The transcript is spliced from 2 exons. Lineage: Eukaryota; Metazoa; Arthropoda; Insecta; Diptera; Syrphidae. Bases 82 to 885 code for a protein of 267 amino acids.